Messenger RNA from Odocoileus virginianus texanus, 696 nucleotides. The record is from RefSeq and is a predicted model, not a curated record. NCBI's taxonomy places the organism in Eukaryota, Metazoa, Chordata, Mammalia, Artiodactyla, Cervidae.
AUGGUGCCUGUGCAACUGUUGGUUCUUGAGGCUUUCCUGCUGUUGGACGUUGGCAGUCUCGCUGGCAACGCUGCCGUCUUCUCAGCGUCUGGGCACAGCGUUCACACACACUCCCGGGUGCUCUUUCUGACCGAUCCGGCGACGCUCCUCGUCUCUCUGGGCUGUGCUGACUGCAUCCUCGUGGAGACCGCGGCUUAUGAUGGGUUUGAGGCUCUCCGGGACCUCCUGCGUCACACCCUCGUCAUGAAAAGACAGCUGCGCACCCAGCUGGCCGUCGGCGCCCUGGUCCUUGGUUUCGUCCCAGCCUUACAACUGACAGCUCAGCUUUUCCACCUGUCUUUCUGUGGCCACAACAGAAUCACGCAUCUCUGCUGCGAUGCACUCCCGAUCUGGCGGGUGGCACGUGGAGAUACCCAAAGAUGCGCGCGGCAGAGGGACAGCCCGGGCGUCUCCACCUGCUCCCCACCCCGACUGUGGUUCCUCCAGGACGGCUGCUGUGGCCUCGUCCAGCUACGCCGCGGCGCCAGCUACGGCCCAGAGACGGGCAGGUGCUGUCUGUCUCUGCAGCUUCGCACCCUGGAUCUGAGAAACAGGGAACUGAAAGACGCCCUGCGUAAGAGCACCUCCCGCACCCUGAGGACGAUCAGGAAGCCCCACGGAGGUGUCCACGUGGCAAGGAACCACAGCCUCCUAUGA